Messenger RNA from Dovyalis caffra, 546 nucleotides. Lineage: Eukaryota; Viridiplantae; Streptophyta; Magnoliopsida; Malpighiales; Salicaceae. The record is from the annotation of a GenBank genome assembly.
AUGGAGCCGAUAAGCACGUCGAUUUUGGAUUUUGGCAAUCUUCCGAUACGAAAUUCCGACGGAAAUGCUGCCGACACGGAGGGUUUCAAGCAUAGUGUGGAUGAAAUUUUACAAAAAGUUGAUAAAAUAACGCAGCACAAAUGGGCUUGGCCUUUUAUGCAACCUGUAGAUGUCAAAGGUCUUGGGUUGCAUGACUAUUAUGAGGUUAUUGAAAAGCCCAUGGACUUCAGUACAAUAAAAAAUCAAAUGGAGGCUAAGGAUGGCAUGGGAUAUAAGAAUGUCAGGGAGAUAUGUGCUGAUGUGAGGUUGGUGUUUAAGAAUGCAAUGAAAUAUUACGACGAAAGAAGUGAUGUUCAUGAGAAAAGAAGAGAAGAUGAGGAAGCAGAGGCUCAAUUGGAUAUGCAGCUUGCUCAGGAGGCUGCUCAUGCUAAAACGGCUCGCGAUUUGAGUGAUGAGCUUUAUGAGGUUGAUAUGCAUCUGGAAGAGCUUUCGAGAAAUGGUUGUUCAAAAGUGCAGGUUAGUCGUCCAACUUUGGAUAUGCAGUGA